GCGGAGCGCGCGGUGCUGACGCGGCAGCGGCGGCCGGGCCGGACCGGGCCGAGCGCGGACAUGGUGGCCAAGCAGCGCAUCCGCAUGGCCAACGAAAAGCACAGCAAGAACAUCACCCAGCGAGGGAACGUCGCCAAGACCUCGAGAACGGCCCCGGAGGAGAAGGCGUCGGUCGGGCCCUGGCUGUUGGCUCUGUUCAUCUUCGUGGUCUGCGGAUCAGCCAUCUUCCAGAUCAUCCAGAGCAUCCGGAUGGGAAUGUGAGGGGCCGGGUUCGGGCCGUGCCCGCCGGCCCCGGGGCCGCGGCGGCUGCCGAGGAGCGGCGCGCGGCACCGGCCGUGUCGCAUUCCAGGUCCCUUCACGAGUCAUUCCGAGUUUUCUAGCCCGUGCCACAGUGCCUUGAACAGCACCACAUGUAUAAAGCAAUAAAAGUCUGUUGUUGAUCUACAA
Messenger RNA from Cinclus cinclus, 447 nucleotides. RefSeq names its product stress associated endoplasmic reticulum protein 1 (gene SERP1). The transcript has 3 exons. Gene Ontology annotation, cellular component: endoplasmic reticulum. Gene Ontology annotation, biological process: endoplasmic reticulum unfolded protein response. The record is from RefSeq and is a predicted model, not a curated record. The coding region runs from base 61 to 261 and encodes 66 amino acids. Lineage: Eukaryota; Metazoa; Chordata; Aves; Passeriformes; Cinclidae.